AUAGAGGUCUCUUAGCAACAUAGUAGUGAUAGUGAUGUUUUUAUGAUGAAAUGUGAUAAAUAAUGCUGUUAUCAUGGAUCAUUGUGGAUUUAUCCCACAGAGCUACACACCACCGCUCCUGAGACGCUGGUGAUGGUAGAAGCGAUGUGGCGGAGUUUUAAGGGUUAAGUUAGAAAAAUUAGCUGUUUUCUAUGCAGGACGUUUUCAUGAGCGCUAAGAACCAAAGAAGCCUCCUACUCUGAGGAUGUUUUUAAGGUGGAGGAAGGGGAGGACGUGGAAUUGUUUUUACCCGACAGACUCGCAUGUCAAAGAGCUGUGUGUGUAUAUUUGAAGUGUAUUUUGACGUUCAUGUUUUCUGAAGAUGAAUCUAUUUUAAAACACAUGAAAUGUGCUGAUGGUGAGUUCACUGUCUCUGGCAAUCAUAGAAAAAGUAGGGAGUGAUUUAAGAACGCAUGAUGGGAGGUGUGGGGAAAGAUGGGGAUGAAGGAAAGUAUGUAGGGAAAGAUGGAGAAGUUUGGGAAUUGUGUGGCGGGAGCGACGGUGAAGCAAAUGAGAUGUUUGGAGACGGAGAUGUGGAAAACGAGACUACAGACUUCUACGCAAUGUUCAAAUCCUGCUGUACGGAUCUGACGCUACGUUGUACACUGCUGCCUUCCUGAUGCAUUAGGAAGCUGGGAAUUGUGGCUACUCCUCGUUGGAGUGGUUUCUGGGAUUUCCGGACAGUUAAUCUGGACCUGUUUUUGAAAAUAAAAAGAAUCCUGAAGAUGAAAUGAACGAGACGCCACAAAUUCCCCUUUUUUGCCCUAUGAGGCAAUGUGUUUGCUGUCAGGAGUAACUGGGAGACCCUGCCUACUCAGAGCAAAGCAUUCUAUUUUAACAAUGGGAGGAGAAAGACCCUGAUGAUGAUGAUGACAAAUACAUAGGUGAUGGUGAUUGGUCGGAACAGCAUGACAUCAUACUUGUUUUGUUUUGCUGUCUGUGGAAUCGACCAAUCACAGGACAAUCUUGAAACCUGCUGCCGGGCCUGAUGGGAAACUGAGUUUUGCUUUUUACUUGUUCACGUUUUGUCUUUUUUUUUUGUUUGUUUUAAUUUUUUUGUUUCUUGAUUUUUUUCCAGCUUGGCCUCUGAUUGGCUGCUUGCUUUCCUCCAGCUGUCGGUUUGCGACGUCGUCGUCUAUCUCUUCAUUAUAAAGUUUCAUUAUUAUUGGGUUUUUAUGAAUGCUGCUAAAGGGAGCUUCUUCGCUGUCGGUGUGUGUGUGUGUGUGCGCGCGGAUGUGUCGGACGCGUGUGUGUUUAUUAGUUCAUUAAAAAUUAUAAUCUUAAGUUUCUUUAUAAACCUGAUUUUGUUUUGUUUUUUUCUUUUCUUCUAAUCAUGUGUUUAGUUUUGUUGUUCGGAGGUCUGAUGGGUGGGGCCUGUGGGGUUGUUGCCAUGGCAACCCCUAUCUCCACGGAAUUCCAGAACACUCUUGAGGUCUCCUCCAUCGAUCAACCCCUUCCCUCAUUCCCCCCCGUUAAACCUCCACUCCAAUCACAAACAUGUAAUCUGUGACAUCACGGAUUUGGACAUGACAUCACGGUGUAGCCCUCCUUCUAUUGGCCCCCUCAGUUGCUUUUCUGUUUGUUUUGGGUGGUUGUUGUUUUUGUUGUAUCAGGAACCAAUCUCAGGCUCUACCUGCAGACAACAUGAUGGCAAUAAACCGUUUAAUAAAAGUAAAAAGCACAAAAAUGACUCACUUCCUCCUUCCCUGUGUCUUUACUCAGGGACUCCUGUUCUAUGGUGGCUGAUAUUGUUCAAUCUGAAGAGUGGUUCAGCAUAGUCUUGCUGAAACCUGCAAGGUCUUCCCUGAAAGCGUGCACAGACAGUGGCUUCUGGAAGCCUUCCUUAAUCCAUGCAGUGGUUUCCAGUAGAGAAUCAUGUCUGCUUGUAAUGCAGAAGAUCGCCAGUAUCUAGCUUUGCCCCGUGCACACAGAGAUACCUUCUGAUUCUCUGAAGUCUUUACAAAUUUGUUUUUAUAAAAUAGUCCAUCUUUCCAUCUAAAAUGCUCCUCUUUAUGUCACUGACCUGCGUAUGUUUUUUAUUUGUACAAAUGACCUUUCCAGCCUUUUGUUUCCCCUGUUCCAACCUUUUACAUGUGAUGUUGCCAUCAGAUUCAAAAUGAGCUCAUAAUUUUUAAAACCUCUGAUAAGUUCUUUAUGUUCUACUGGGAAUUAAAUAAGAGUGGGUGAGGUUUUGGAAAUGACUGGAUUCAGUUUUGUUUACAUUAUAAAGCUUCCCAACCUCUUUAAAACAGCGAUCGUUCUAACACCAACUUCCCUCCACCUUCAGUGGGUCUUGUACCUGAAGAGACAAGUUUUGAAUUUCAACAAAAAAAAUUAUAUAUAUAUAAAAUAAAAAAUGUAUUAAUUUUUUUAGAACACACUAGUUGAGCGUUACUUUUAUACAGGUUGUUUUACCUCAAUAAAACUAAAAUACCUUAUUUAUAUCAGCUUCAUCUUCAGGUUGUUACACACAUAAGACAAACUUGUAUUUACAAGGCAAACUGAGCCACUUCCAUAUCUGUUUAUUUCCACUGAAGAUCAUCCCGCCUCCACUGAUGGCCGGAUGUCUGCUCGUCUAAAGAAGUCCGUGAUCUCAGAAAACACAGUGGAUAUCUGAAGACCAGCUGGACCCAGAGUUUUAUCUGACUUCCUGAUUCAGCAGCUGUCAGAACGAACUCUGCUCUCCUUCACUUCUCCACUCAGACCUCCAUCCGGCCUCCACCCGCUCAGCAUGCAGCUCUUCCUCCUCCUCACCCUCCUCAUGUCCCACGUUACCAUGGCUGCAGCAGUGGACGGUUGCCGCAGCGACACGGACAAGGAUGGCCGACAAAGAGAGAACUGUACUGCAGCCGGCUUCAGUGACGUCCCAGCAGAUCUGGACCUCAAGACCAAGGUUCUGGUGCUUCCAAACAACCUGUUCUCCUCUCUGUCCUGGACCUCCUUCCAGAUCUUUCCAGAGAUCUAUGAGAUCGACCUCACGGCCAACCAGGUUUCAGAGGUGACCCUCACCGCGACUCCGAUCCUGCCCACCCUCAGUGUCCUCUGGCUGGGAUCCAACCGUCUAACGUCCCUUUCCGAUGGCUCCUUCUCAGCCUGUCCUUCUCUGACCGAACUCUACCUGAACUCCAACGCCAUCUCUUCUCUCAGCAACGACACCUUCUCUGGACUCAGCAAGCUGGAGAUCCUGGACCUGACAUCCAAUCACAUCACGGUGCUUCCUGACCUCAUGCUUCACCCCCUGGCUGCCAUAGAAACCCUCUACCUGGAGAACAACCAGAUCAAGGUGAUGCCAGAUGAUUGGUUCAGCCAGAAGGAGGAAGUGCCAUACCUCUACCUCUCAGCCAAUCCCUGGGCAUGCUCCUGCUCCCUUUCAUACCUGCGUAGAUACCUCGAAGACAACGAACUCAACGUCUACGUCCGGGAUGGCAAAGACAUAAAGGGUGAUGUAGAGAGCGUGGUGUGUGACUCGCCGCUGGAGCACAAAGGGACACCCGUCAUCAGUCUGGAAGAAUCUGAUCUGUGUUCACCCUCAACGGCAUACUCUCCAACUGGAGACUUCGACCUGCUGAUGACCACAAUCACUCCCUACAAGGAGAUCACAGCUGCAGCUACUAUACCUUCUUCUACAUCUUUACCUAUCCCUUCAACUAGCUCUUUAUCUAAACCUUCAACCUUACAAACCCCAUUUGCAGUCCUGCACUCAGGGUCCUACGAGGUGGUGACAUGGUCCUGGUACCACACCUUCACCAGCCUCUCUAAAUGGUCAGAAGUAAAAACAGAGAAGUCAUCAGUCAGGUUUCAUGAUCUGACAACAAAACGUGCCGAGACAACCUCAUUUGUUCGUUUAACUCCAAUAACACCAAAACUCCAGGUAGUCACCACCGAGCCAACCACCACAUCCAGCGUGAGCUCGUCCAUGUCUUCCACACCUUCACGGGAGGGAAGCGAGCCCGCCAGCGUCCACCGACACGUCCGGGUCAGCUCUGUGGGGGCUGCAGGGGUCUUCUGUGUUUGGCUUUUUGCCGGGUGUCUGCUGCUGUGUGUGGCUUCAGCGGUGUGUGUUCUGGUGACUUUAGUGAAGCUGGUUGUCUGGUACAAGAAGGUCUACAAACCUCUGAACAUGAGGAUAGCAAAGAGGAGUGCAGGCAGGGAAGGAGGGAUGCUGCUGAUGCACAGCAGGAAGGAGGAUAAGGGAGUGGUGGCGCUGUAUCGCUCCGUUCUGUUUGUCCACAAGGAGGGAGGAGAUGCCUUUAAGAAAGAGGAGGAAAGUGAAGGAAGAGAGGAAGGAGGUGAAAGACAGGUCAUUACUCUGAAACCAACAGGAGGAGGAGGAGAGAAAGAAGGAGAUGACGAAGGAAGGAAAGAGAGGGGAGUGUACAGGAAGACUGUGUACCGGCUGUUAAGUAAAGAGGAGGAGAUAGAAGGAUGGAGGACUGUGGUGGAGGAGUGUGAGGUCUCAGCUGAAGAUGGAGACAGGAGGAGAGUUGGGGGGAAUAAAGAGUGGAGUGGAGGAGGAGGAGGAGGAGAAGGAGGAUCCAAAAAGCGUUACAGCGUGAUUCUGAGGGAGGAGAGGGAGGAGGCAGGGGGAGGAAGGGAGGAGCUAGACUGGGUGGUGGGUGGUUGGGAGGUAAAAAGAGGAGGACGAGAGGCAGACGAGGAGCCAAGGAGCAGCUGGGGGGAGUGGCUGGCACAUUAUUUACCCAGCAUGCCUUGGGGAGUGACUAUGCCCCCGGAUGAUGAGGCAGCAAUGUGAUGUCAUCAAUGGGAGGAGCUAAGCAGAUGACUUGUUGGUAGAUGUGUCAACAUUAGUUUGAUGACAUUUAUAACUUCUAAUAAAUUAAGCGUGAAACUCUUCGUACAGUCUGAUGCUUCCUUCACGCUGCUGUCCAUCAGGCUUAGCGUAGCUCCUGGUAACUCACAUCAGAUCAGCAGGCGCGCUCAUGCAAAACUAAUACCAGACUCUCCAUCCACAAAUAACAUCUAUGUUCAGCGUCAAUGUUUGAUUUAUUGCAGAUGACACCAUCUUUUUUACCCCUCUAUAAACCAAACUGAUUUUAAUUACCUGCUGAUCUCAAUGUAUAAAACUCUGCUAGAGUCCAGAUCUCCCCGAGAACAUCGUCCAGGAGGUUUACAAUCCAGCCACUAAAUGUUGUUUUAUCCAGAGACUCUAUCUGGUAAAUCCACAAUGAUCCAUGAUAACAGCAUUAUUUAUCACAUUUCAUCAUAAAAAC
This is a messenger RNA of Melanotaenia boesemani (Boeseman's rainbowfish), 5270 nucleotides long. Its product is annotated as platelet glycoprotein Ib alpha chain. The coding region runs from base 2771 to 4792 and encodes 673 amino acids. NCBI's taxonomy places the organism in Eukaryota, Metazoa, Chordata, Actinopteri, Atheriniformes, Melanotaeniidae. The record is from RefSeq and is a predicted model, not a curated record. The transcript has 6 exons. Gene Ontology annotation, molecular function: protein binding.